This is a messenger RNA of Phyllotreta striolata, 7350 nucleotides long. NCBI's taxonomy places the organism in Eukaryota, Metazoa, Arthropoda, Insecta, Coleoptera, Chrysomelidae. The record is from the annotation of a GenBank genome assembly.
AUGCGGAUUAACUGUACUAAGGAUUACCGAAGCCUUUGGAUUAUCGUUGGUAUCAUUGUUUUGGCCCUAAUACAAGGAACAACAGGUGUUAUUCUAUCGUGCUCGCCUAGUCCAUGCAAAAAUGGUGGCACGUGCGUAUCACCUGCGAAAGAAGAUAGUUUUUGCAAUUGUACAUCGAAAUACGUAGGCGAGUACUGUCAAUAUCCGAAUCCCUGUCAUCCGUCGCAGCGGCCGCGCUGUCAAAAUGGCGGCUCCUGUCAGGUGCGCGUGUCGGCGGGCGAGGCGCCGUCGUUCACGUGUUCGUGUCCGCUCGGCUUCAGCGCCUCCUUGUGCGAAAUCAAAAUAGCCAAUUCGUGCGAUCAGAAACCGUGCCUGAACGGCGGCACCUGCUCCUUGCGAUCCUUGGAGUCCUAUCAGUGUUCCUGCGCUCCCGGAUAUACUGGGGAGCAUUGCGAGAAACAGGAUCAUUGCGCUUCGCAGCCCUGCCGCAACGGCGCCACCUGCGUCUCCGUCGGGGAUUCCUACAAGUGCACGUGCGCCCCUGGUUUUACAGGGGCGUCGUGCAACGUCGAUAAGGACGAGUGCAAGCACAAACCGUGCAGGCACGGCGUCUGUCACAACACCCACGGAAGUUACACAUGCACCUGCUCGGAGGGAUUCACCGGCAGGAAUUGCGAGAACGAAUACAUCCCCUGCGAGCCCAGUCCUUGCCAGAACGGCGGGGUGUGCAGGCGAAGGGACAAGCACACUUACACCUGCGACUGUCCAUCGGGCUUCCAAGGGACGAACUGCGAGGACAACAUCGACGAUUGCCCGGGCCACAAGUGCCAGAACGGCGGCGUUUGCGUCGACGGCGUCAAUUCGUACGCGUGCAAAUGUCCGGCGACGUACGCGGGGGCGCAUUGCGAACGCGACGUCGACGAGUGCUCGACGCGACCGUCGGUGUGCCAAAACGGCGCCACUUGCACCAACAGCAUCGGCGGGUUUUCCUGCAUCUGCGUCAACGGUUGGACGGGACCCGAUUGUUCCGUCAACAUCGACGAUUGCGCCGGCGCCGCUUGCUUCAACGGCGCCACCUGCAUCGAUAGGGUCGGCAGUUUUUAUUGUCAAUGUACGCCAGGAAAAACCGGACUUUUGUGCCAUUUGGACGACGCUUGUACGAGCAAUCCCUGUCACGCGGACGCCAUUUGUGAUACCAGUCCCAUAAACGGUUCGUACACAUGUAGCUGCGCUUCGGGAUACAAAGGAAUCGAUUGUUCCGAGGACAUCGACGAAUGCGAACAGGGUUCGCCGUGCGAACACGACGGCAUCUGCGUGAACACGCCGGGCAGCUUCGCCUGCAACUGCACCCAGGGAUUCACCGGACCGCGAUGCGAAACGAACGUCAACGAAUGCGAAUCGCAUCCCUGCCACAACGACGGCUCCUGCUUGGACGAUCCCGGAACGUUCCGAUGCGUCUGCAUGCCCGGUUUCACCGGCACCCAAUGCGAAAUCGACAUAGACGAAUGCAAAGACGAACCGUGCCUGAACGGCGGCAUCUGCCACGAUCUGAUCAACUCCUUCAAGUGCUCCUGCACGACGGGAUUCAACGGGUCCCGCUGUCAAAUCAACAUCGACGAUUGCGCGUCGAGUCCGUGCCGAAACGGCGGCGUUUGCCACGACGCCAUCGCUUCGUACACGUGCGAAUGCCCGCCCGGAUUCACCGGUAUGUCGUGCGAGACGAACAUCAACGAUUGCCUGUCGUCGCCGUGCCAGCACGGCGAGUGCAUCGACGGCGAGAAUUCGUUCACGUGCACGUGCCAUCCGGGCUACGCCGGUCCGUUGUGCCAACGGCAGAUCAACGAGUGCGAAUCGAAUCCGUGCCAGUACGGCGGCCUCUGCCAGGACCUCAUCAACGGGUACCAGUGCCUGUGCAAGCCGGGCACGUCGGGACGCAAUUGCGAGAUCAACGUCAACGAGUGCUACAGCAACCCGUGCAGGAACGGCGCCCGCUGCUUGGACGGCAUCAAUAGCUACACCUGCGAAUGCGUCCCGGGCUUCGUCGGCCGCCAUUGCGAGACCGACAUCGACGAGUGCGCCUCCAAUCCGUGCGCCAACGGCGGCGUCUGCAUCGACCUCGUCAACGGCUUCCGCUGCGAAUGCCCGCGCGGCUACUUCGACGCCCGCUGCCUCAGCGACGUCGACGAGUGCAAAUCGAACCCGUGCAAGCACGGCGGCUCGUGCGAGGACGGCGUCAACCGCUUCAUCUGCCACUGUCUGCCCGGCUACGGCGGCAAGCAAUGCGAGACCGACGUCGACGAGUGCGCCUCGAAUCCGUGCCAGCACGGCGGCGAAUGUCGCGACCGCCUGGCCUCGUACACGUGCGACUGCCCGCCCGGCUAUUCGGGCGUCAAUUGCGAGAGCAACGUCGACGAUUGCGCCGCGCAGCCGUGCGACAACGGCGGCUCGUGCAUCGAUCUGGUCGACGAUUUCAAGUGCGUCUGCGAGCUGCCGUACACCGGCCGAAGGUGUCAGGAGAUACUCGAUCCGUGCCGGCCGAAUUUGUGCCAGCACGGUUCGAAGUGUACGCCCAAUAAUAAUUUCUUGGAUUUCGUUUGUACGUGCGGCGCCGGCUACGCCGGUAGAUUCUGCGAUCAGGACGUCGACGAGUGCGUGUCGUUGAAACCUUGCAGGAACGGCGCCACGUGCAGGAACACCAACGGUAGUUACGCGUGCUCGUGCAUGCGCGGAUACGAGGGGAAGGAUUGCUCGAUCAACACCGACGAUUGCGCUUCGUCUCCGUGCCAGAACGGCGGCACGUGCUUGGACGAAUUGGGCGAUUUCCUCUGUCUGUGCAUCAACGGUUUCGAAGGCAAACAAUGCGAGAUCGACGUCGACGAGUGCGCCUCGCAACCGUGCCGGAACGGCGCCACCUGCAACCAGUACGUGGAUUCGUACACGUGCACGUGCCCGUUGGGUUUCUCGGGCAUCGAUUGUCAAACGAACGACGAGGAUUGCACCGAGAGCAGUUGCAUGAACGGCGGAACGUGCGUCGACGGCGUCAACAGCUACAUAUGCACUUGCAAACCGGGUUACACCGGUUCCAAUUGCCAGAACAGGAUAAAUUUGUGCGACAGUUCGCCGUGCCUGAACGGCGCCACUUGUCACGAUCACACCACCCACUACACGUGCCACUGUCCGUUCGGUUAUACGGGUAAAAAUUGCGGCGAAUACAUCGAUUGGUGUUCGACGAAUCCCUGCGAAAAUCACUCGACGUGUCGACAAGUUAAAAACGUCUACUCGUGCUCGUGCGGACCCGGCUGGACGGGUAAAGUUUGUGACGUGGAAAUGGUCAGUUGUAAAGACGCCGCCGCCAAGAAAGGCAUCCAUUGGAAAUAUUUAUGCAACAACGGCACGUGCGAAACGAUAGGCAACUCGCACCGUUGCCAUUGCAAAGAAGGCUACACGGGCUCCUAUUGUCAACAAGAAAUCAACGAAUGCGAAUCGGCUCCGUGCCAAAACGGCGCCACCUGUCGCGAUCUGAUCGGCUCGUACAGUUGCGCCUGUCCCAAAGGCUUCCAAGGCCAAAACUGCGAACUAAACGUCGACGAUUGCCGGCCGAAUCCGUGCCAAAACGGCGGCACCUGUCACGACGCCGUCGACGCCUUCCAAUGCUCCUGUCCGCCCGGCACCCUAGGCUACAUCUGCGAGAUCAACAUCGACGAUUGCCGCCCCGACUCGUGCCACAACGGCGGCACGUGCGUCGACCGCGUCGGCGGCUUCGAAUGCAAAUGCCCCGCCGGCUUCGUCGGGCCGCGUUGCGAGGGCGACAUCAACGAGUGCCUGUCGUCGCCGUGCUCCGACCGCGGUACGCUCGACUGCGUCCAGCUGAUCAACGACUACCGGUGCAACUGCAAGCCGGGCCGCGUCGGCCGCCAUUGCGAGCGCGAGGUCGACGCGUGCGCGACCUCGCCGUGUCGCAACGGCGCCGCCUGCGCCGCGACGUCGGCCGGAUACAAUUGCACGUGCACGGCGGGCUAUUGCGGCCGCCAUUGCGACCUGGCCGGUUGCGAUUGCGACGCGGUGCCGUGCAAGAACGGCGGCGUUUGCCGGCGAGCCGACGACGGUUACUAUUGCGAAUGUCCGCCGGCGACGACGGGCGCGAAUUGCGAGAUCGAUUCGGUCGACGAGUGCGCCAGCGAUCCGUGUUUGCAUCCCGAGGCCGAAUGCGUGAACCAAUUCGGCGAUUAUACGUGCCGUUGUCCGAGCGGGUACGUCGGUAAAAAUUGCGAGAUAUUCGACGCCGGUUCGCCCAAAGUACUACGAACGCUACAGGAUUUCUACGCCGUCGAUUUGGAGAAACAACGGCAACAGUGCAAGCGGAAUAAAUGCCAAACGAAGCGCGGCAACAUGCGAUGCGACCAGGAAUGCAACACGUACGCGUGCGAUUUCGACGGUAACGAGUGCACGUUGGGCAUCAACCCUUGGGCGAAUUGCACGGCGCGCAUCAAAUGCUGGGACGUGUUCAUGGACGGCGUUUGCAACGAGGAUUGCAACAAUCCCGAAUGUCUGUUCGACGGCAGAGAUUGCGAGAGGAAACUGCAGGCCUGCAAUCCGAUCUACGACGCCUACUGUCAGAAACACUACGGCAACGGUUACUGCGAUUACGGUUGCAACAACGCCGAAUGCAACUGGGACGGUUUGGAUUGCGAAAAGGAACCGCCCGAAUUGGCCGACGGCGCUAUCAAAAUGACGAUACUGAUGGACGCCGAGAGUUUCCGCAAGAAUCUGGUGGCGUUCCUUCGGGACAUCGGCCACGAAUUACGGACGACCGUUAAAGUGAAAAAAGAUCGAUUCGGCGACGACAUGAUCUACCCGUGGAUCGGUUCGGUGCCCAACGAAGAUCUGCAAGACGAUUACUUCAAGAAGAAACACCACAUCGUCGUGACGGAACAAACCCAAACGGGCGUUCGCGUAUUUUUGGAAAUCGACAAUCGCAAAUGCAGCACCGCCCAAUCGCCGUCGGACUCGAACUCCGACUAUUGCUUCCAAACGGCCAUCGCCGCCGCCGAUUUCCUCGCCGCCAAGGCGUCCAAACAACCGCUCUCGUCGCUCUUUCCCAUCUUCCAAGUGAACGGUUCGACCGACAAAGAGGACGUCGACGAUCGCGCGCCCAACGCCAAAUACUUCAUCGUCGGCGUCCUGCUCGUCUUCGGCGUCGGUUUGCUCAUCGUCAUGGUCGUUCAAACGCAGCGCAAACGCGCCGCCGGCAUCACCUGGUUCCCCGAAGGUUUCCUGCGCGCCGAUUCGGGCGCUCGCCGGCGGUCGCGCCGCCGCGGCCCCGAAGGCCAGGAGCUGCGCAACCUCGGCAAGAUGCCCGGCAUGGACGUCGAGCCGGACGGCCACCGAGGCCACCACGCGCCCCACUGGUCGGACGACGAGGCGGACGUGCCGCGGCCGAAGCGGUUCCGCGCCGCCAUCGCCGAUGACGGCGGCGGCGGCGGCGGCUACGCCGACGAUCGCACCGCCAUCACCGACUACGAGGAGGCGGAGCCGCGCUGGACGCAGCAACACCUGAACGCCGCCGACAUCAGGCCGGCGGCGAUGCUGACGCCGCCGCAGGCGAACGACGCCGGUGAUAUCAACGCCCGGGGGCCGUGCGGCAUGACGCCCAUCAUGGUGGCGGCCGUGCGAGGCGGCGGCGUCGAUACGGGCGUCGACGAAGACGACGACGACGGCGCCGGACAGAUCAUACAGGAUUUGGUGGCGCAAGGGGCCGAGCUGAACGCCACCAUGGACAAGACCGGCGAGACUUCGUUGCAUUUGGCGGCGCGGUACGCGCGAGCCGAUGCCGCCAAACGUUUAUUGGACGCAGGAGCGGACGCGAACGCGCAGGACAACACGGGCAGGACGCCGUUGCACGCGGCCGUCGCCGCCGACGCCGUCGGCGUCUUCCAGAUAUUGCUCCGGAACCGAGCGACGAAUUUGAACGCGCGCAUGCACGAGGGCACGACGCCCCUGAUACUGGCCGCCCGCCUGGCCAUCGAAGGAAUGGUGCAGGACCUGAUCAGCGCCGAGGCGGACAUCAACGCCGCCGACAAUUCGGGCAAGACGGCCCUGCAUUGGGCGGCGGCCGUCAAUAACGUCGAAGCCGUUAACAUUCUGCUCGCGCACGGCGCCAAUCGGGACGCCCAAGACGAUAAGGACGAAACACCGCUGUUCCUGGCGGCGCGCGAAGGCUCCUAUCAGGCUUGUAAGGCGCUAUUGGAAGCCUACGCUAACAGAGAAAUAACCGAUCACAUGGAUAGGCUGCCCAGGGACGUGGCGGGCGAGCGAUUACAUCACGAUAUCGUUCGAUUGUUGGACGAACACGUGCCGAGGAGUCCCCAAAUGGUCAACGUCAUACCCAACAAUAGCAUAAUAACUUCGACGAGCGGCCACAUGCUGCAACAACCGACCGUCAUAAUGACGAAGAGGCAAAAAUCGAAGAGGCCGAGUAAAAACGCGGCCGGUCCGACGAGUCCCGAUAACGAAGGAAUGUUCACAUCAGGCAGCAUCAGACGUAAACCCAGCGUCAAGAAAACCAACAACAAAAAGUCGAUGCAACAACAGGAGAUCCCUCAAAGCAUCGAUACCAUCACGUCGUCGUUGAGUCCCGUGGAAUCCCCCAUGACGAACGUACCGAGUCCCUACGACGCCGCUACGCUUUACUCGAAUCUGAACCAACAGGGUCUGGAGAAUCUGAUGGCGAACAACAAACAACCGCCCAGCUACGAGGACGUCGUCAAAAACAACCUCGGCUUCCCGUUGGACAACAACUACGGCGCCUUCAAUCUCUUCCCCGAGGCGAUGUUGAUGCAACAGCAGCGCCAGCUGCAGGCCAACACGCUCAGUCCGCCCUAUUCGAACCAAUCGCCGCCGCAUUCGGUGCAAUCGAACCUGUCGCUGUCGCCGCAGGGCUACAACGGUUCGGCGUCGCCGGCCAAGACGCGCCCGUCGCUGCCGACCAGUCCGACGCACCGCGCCGCCAUGAUAGCGGCGACGCACCAGAAGCAGGGCGGCGGCGUGCCGCAGGCGCAACACCUGCCGAUGGGCUUCGAUUUCAGCCAGACGGGGCUCGAGCUGCCGCUGACGGCGUACGGCGGAGUGGCGACGGCGGCGGCGGCGCCGGCGCAAUACCAACAGCCGAACUACUAUCUGACGCCGCCGAGCCAGCACAGCGAUCACCUGUUGCCGGAGAAUUUUCUGACGCCGAGUCCGGACAGUCCCGGUCAUUGGUCGUCGAGCUCGCCGCGAUCGUGUAAUUCGGAUUGGUCGGACGGCGCGCAGAAUUACGUGCAGAACACCAAAAGCUCGGACCUUUAUAUAUGA